CACACUCUACUUUGUCUUCUGCUAAUAUACAGUUAUAAAUAACAGAAGUCAAUUUUGUUUUUCAUUUAUUUUUGUUCGCUUUGACUUCAUUUCACUAGAAUGUAAACGCUUGUGUCCCGCGCCUCAUUACGUUCCUCAAAGCGCUAUAAAGUCCCUCGCGCAGCACCGGCUGAGAAACAGCGGGGUUACCUUCAACUCGUGUCCACUCACGUGCCGCUACAGGUAAGGAUGAAGUUUGAGAACAUCCUGGCCGAGACAGAUGGGUUUGGGCGCUACCAGAUUGCCAUAAUUACCCUACUGGUGUUUUCGCGGAUCAGCCUCCCAGGUCACUUCCUGUUAAACAACUUUAUCGCCGCCAUUCCAUCACACCACUGUGCCAUCACAUCUCUGGAAAACGAAGGGGUUUUUGGGAAUCUGACAAAGGAGCAAAGACUGACUGUCAGCAUUCCAAAACAGGAAGAGGGGACCUUUGCUUCCUGUCACAUGUUCCCAGAGCCCCAGUUCCACCUGCUGACUAGCUCAUCUAACACCUCAGCACUCCCUGUGAUCCAGUGUCAGAAUGGAUGGGAGUACGACCACAGCACAUUCAGGUCCACUUUAGUCACCCAGUUUGAUCUAGUUUGUCAAACAAAGGGACUAACCAAAGUAUCCGCCUCCAUUUUCUUUGCUGGCAUCAUGUUUGGGGCUGCAUUCUAUGGUAUCCUGUGUGACAAGUAUGGACGGAAGACAAUGCUCCUUGUCUCGAUCGUGUCGGCACUGGUCUUCAGCAUAGCCAGCAUCAUCUCGACCAACUUCAGCUUGUUUAUGGCCUUCCGCUUCCUCACUGGAAUCAGCAUAAUAUCCAUUGUUCUCAGUCUUGAGUGGGUGGACACUGAGCAUCGCACAUUCAUAGCAGUGUUUGGUAGUGUCACCUGGACACUUGGAAAUUUGAUGCUGGCUGGCAUCGCUUACGUGAUCACUGAUUGGAGGAUGCUGAUCGUCACAGUAACAGCUCCCCUGGCAUUGGCUGUAGCCACCUGGGGGUGGGUCCCUGAGUCGGCACGGUGGCUCAUCGUCAAUGGGAGGAUAGAGGCGGCAUACAGGUACCUGCAGACAUGUGCCAGGUUUAACGGGAGACAAGACUUCACAGCUAGGAUCAAACCUGAGACUCUGUUUGCUGUAACAUCAGGUCAACUGGGUCAUAAUUAUACCUACUUAGAUCUCAUCAAAACUCCAUGCUUAAGGAGACUAACCAUUAUAACUGGCAUCAUAUGGUACGGCGUGGCCUCCACGUACUAUGGCAUCAGUUUGAACGUCACAGGGUUUGGCCUGAGCCUCCACAUGACUCACUUCAUCUAUGCCACCGUCGAGCUGCCUGCCAAGGUCCUCAUCUACUUCAGUCUGGAGAAGCUGGGGCGUCAGCUGAGCCAGGUGGGCACACUGGUGCUCACGGGAGUCUGCCUCAUCAUCAAUAUCAUCCUGCCUAAAGAUUACUGGAUGUUUCGCACAAGUGUUGCAGUCUUGGGUAAAGGGCUGUCAGAAGCCUCAUUCACCACUGUGUUCCUGUACACGACAGAGCUCUUCCCAACUGUUCUGAGACAGAGUGGCUUGGGCUAUUCCAGUUUUGUGGCCCGCCUGGGGGCGUGUAUCUCCCCUCUCAUUAUGCUAUUGGAGGAGGCAUGGCUUCCCCUCCCCCAGGUGGUCUUUGGGACAGUGGCGGUCGGCUCAGGAUUGGUGGCCUUCCUUCUGCCAGAGACCAAUCAGGCUCAACUCCCCGAGACCAUUGCGAACAUUGAGCAGGAGAGAAAGAGAUCAACCUGCAUCACCACACUGGAACAGGGUGAACUUCCACUGAAGUGCAAUGACGACUGAAGACAAUGUCCCAUACACACACACACACACACACACACACACACACACAGAUCUUAGUUUCAGCUUUGUCCUCUUAAUUUUAAACAAUCAAUAAAAUUUGAUAAUGUCU
This is a messenger RNA of Electrophorus electricus (electric eel), 1960 nucleotides long. It is a transcript of the gene slc22a7b.4, whose product is annotated as solute carrier family 22 member 7b, tandem duplicate 4. Gene Ontology annotation, molecular function: transmembrane transporter activity. The record is from RefSeq and is a predicted model, not a curated record. Gene Ontology annotation, cellular component: membrane. NCBI's taxonomy places the organism in Eukaryota, Metazoa, Chordata, Actinopteri, Gymnotiformes, Gymnotidae. Gene Ontology annotation, biological process: transmembrane transport.